AUGGCGAGUGCAGUAGCAGGAGGACUCUUUAAUGCAUUUGCGGGAGCAGGAUACCUAUUUAAAAUGUUUGAUAGAAACGGAUACGCUGAGGAAGCUAAAAGACAUAACCUUGCAAUGGAGAACCUAACAGCUGAAAGAGAAAAGUACCUUGAGGAGGUUACUCAUAGGAGAAAUAGGAUUGCCCAACUGAAGUCAGAACUAGCUGAGGCAAGUAGGGAUAUCAAGUCAACGAACCAAUCAUUAGAACUCGUCAGAAGAAUCAAUGAGAUAAGACGUAAGCUAUGCCAAGGAAGCCGCAAUUGA
Molecule: messenger RNA, 303 nt
Organism: Paramuricea clavata
Lineage: Eukaryota; Metazoa; Cnidaria; Anthozoa; Malacalcyonacea; Plexauridae
Source: the annotation of a GenBank genome assembly